UUCCGGCCGGAAUUGACCGGAAUGGCCGGAAUUUGACCGGAACGGCCGGAAUUUGACCCGGAACGGAACAGGUCCCUAUCCCAUUCCGGUCACUGUUCCGGCACGAAAAAUUCCGGCCAUUCCGGCCGGAACGGAACGAAUUUUAAAACCUUGGCUGAGGGGGCUAGCUUAGGAGUUUGGUUGGUGGUGUAGGUAGGGAAAUGGUUUCUCGGUUUGUAGGGUGAAUUUCUCCUUAUUACUUCCUCCUCUUGUAGCUUAGCUAAACCAAAGGCAGCAUGUAAAGUGUUUGGUUUAAACAUGGUUACCAUUAUCCUGAGAUCUUCCCUCAAACCACUCAAAAAGGUACUUAUCCUAAACUCUUCUGUUAAUCCUUUAAUUUUGUUGGAUAAUUCCUCAAAUUGGGCUUGAUAUUCUUCUACUGUACCAGAUUGCUUUAGUUUAGUAAAUUGCCCCACGGGAUCCUCAUAAGCAGAGGGUCCAAAUCUGAUUUCUAAAGCACUAGUAAACUCAUCCCAAGUGUUUAUUGGACUAGAUUCCUUAAGCCAUGUAAACCAAGAUAAGGCCUUUCCUUCCAUAUGGAAGAAGGCUAUUUGAAUCUUUUGGUUAUCUGGGAUGUCAUAGUAAGAGAAGAAUUGAUUUGCUUUUAAAACCCAUUGAACAGAAUCAGUUCCAUCAAAUCUAGGAAAUUCAAGCCCAAGAGAUUUAGCUUGUAUCCCUCCAUUAUUCUCAAAUAAAGGAUUAGCACUGACCUUUGUAUUGAAGGAACCUUCUCCCAAAUUUGAUUUCCCUGUCUUUAUCACCAUUUGCUCAUAAGUUGAAGCCAAAUUGUUGAGCUGUUGUAGAACUGCUUCUAACAUACCCUUCUGUCUUUGUUGCUCUUCCCGCAGGAUCUCGUUCUCUCCUUUCAAAGCUGCCAGCAUUUCAUUCAUGUGGGCUUGUCUGGUUCCCUCAGCCAUGUCGCAGGAACGCGGCUCUGAGACCAAUUGUUACGUGCCAAUUAUAUGUUGUAAUAAAAGAAAAAUAAAUCUGGCCAAUAUGAGGUGCCAGUAACCUCCCUCACACAAUAUUUGAGUAAACACUCGAUAAAACUUCAUUGAUGACUGUAAAAGAACUUAAAUAGAAGACUGAAUAUUCUAGAAUAACUACCCAUAAACAACGUGGCCCUACAUAGCCUGUAACUUCCUAACAAAUAAUCAUAACCCACUUUGACCAAGUCUCACGUACUGGACUAAUAAAUAAACGUGGCUUAUAAGCCUACAACCCACCUCCUGACUUAACAAUUAAAUGAAGGACUCCAAAGACAAAAUAAUUACAACUCAUGCCACCAUAUAAAUUCCUCCUAAACAUCCCUAAUUCGUAACCCUACCCUUCAAACAUCAGCUCUUGGUUCUACGCUGCGCACCUAACAUCUUGUGCUUUCGUUUCUCAAACCAUCAACAAUAAAUCCUUUAAAAUUCUUUCAAUGGAGAAGGUUUCUUCUUGUGUGUGAUAAAAGUAAUAUUAAUUUUCAUAUUUAACUUAUUAUCUUCAAUCAUAUCAUAUCAUCGACGUGUCGAUGAGAGAUAGAGAGCCACCUAUUCGACAGUUGGCGCGUGAGACAGUUAUACCCCUCAAAGCUAUCAACCUCAACUGUCACUCCCGCCAAAACCCCCCUGCAAAAUAAAAAAGAAAAGCCUCUCUCUCUCUCUCUCUCUCUCUCUUGCCUAUUUCCUGGAAACUAUUGGUUGAGAGCGGGGUUGAUUCGACUGGGAGCGGGAAUGGUUGAUAGUAUUCCGAUCAUUCACGAGGACGAUCUUGCCCCUAGUGUUUCGGUGGAGAGGCAUCGGCGCUCUCUCGCUUUGUGCAUCUCUUCCUUGUUGAUCGUCGAUGGGCUUUGUCGCAAGGGUUCUCUCUAUAGGAAGCUUCCCAUGGAGCCCCUCAAGCUCUCUGUGCUCAAAUUGGACGGCUCUUGCUUCGAUAUUGAAGUUGAAAAGACAGCCACUGUUGCUGAACUCAAGCAGGCUGUGGAGGCAGUCUUCGAUCACAUGCCACAGAAGGGACCGUGGAAAAUUUCAUGGUCGCAUCUCUGGGGACAUUUCUGCUUGUGCUAUAAUGGUCAAAAGCUAGUCACAGAAACUGACUCUAUCAGAAAUUACGGCAUCAAGGAUGGUGAUAAGCUUAAGUUUGUUCGGCAUAUUGCAAUCAGCUACAACCUGAGGAAGAGGCGAGCAAAGAAACGGGUUGUUGGCUCUAAGAAAAAGUUGUCAACAAUGCAAGCAAAUAGCUGUGAAGAGGGGGAAACGAAUGAUGAGAAAGAUAGUGAUUGCGGUGAUAUCGAGAAGGGUGAGGUCCUGCAUUACAAUAAAAAGGAUCGGCGUUUGAUUCAAUACCGCAAGUCCAGGAUGGCUGGCCUACUGGGAGGGUGGUACUUGAACGCCAGGCUUUCAACUAUUAGGAGGAGGAAGAUUGUGGGCUUGGCUUGUCCUGCAGGAAUUGCCACUGGUUUGGUGGGUGGUUUUAGAAAGAUCAUAUGGUUUUGCAGGAGAAAACCCUAUUCUGGGAGGAUACAUGGGGAAAGGAUUGAUGCUUCUGCUUGAAUUGGUUAGGUAGGAUCCUUUUCUUCAAAUUCCUUUUCACUAUACUGUUCAAUUCUCAACACGUUCAAAAUUGUGUUCUAGUAAAAAUAUUGAGCCGAUGUAUGUUAGUUAAUUUUU
Molecule: messenger RNA, 2693 nt
Organism: Carya illinoinensis
Lineage: Eukaryota; Viridiplantae; Streptophyta; Magnoliopsida; Fagales; Juglandaceae
Exons: 5
Coding region: 1758-2576 (272 amino acids)
Biological process (GO): mRNA splicing, via spliceosome
Cellular component (GO): U12-type spliceosomal complex
Source: RefSeq, a predicted model, not a curated record